GUACAGAUCGAUCCUACAGUGCCGAGUUCAAGAAUAGGCCAGGAGUUGGCACCACACAGAGAAUAGCCUUAUUGCAGCCUUCUUUUUGGAGCCGUUUCCCUUGCCUUCAAAGCUAAGAAGACAUCAAAAAUAAAGGCACUAACCAACAAACGCACACUCCACAGCCAUCAUCGCGCUCGCACCCGCGAAAACGCCCCACUAAAACCCCACUUACGCGCACAAACAAAGCCGAAUUAACACUCACGCUAAAACGUUAGCGCGCCCCGUGGUGGCAACACACACAGUCACACGUACGCUAGCUCGAUCGUUAGCUGCAGCUUCGCACCACCACUCGUCGACUCGUCGUACGUGCUACGGCGCAGGUCGCUACAAUGCGGCAGCAACGCUGCGCCACGCUUCUGGCUUCGCUGCUGCAGCUCGUUGCCGUCGCUGUCCUUCCUGCAGCAGCAGCAGCGGCGGCAGCGGCGGCGGCGGGUGGUGCGGCGGGGAGGUGCACGACGUCGACGCCGUUGAAGACGUACGCCAAGUGCAUCGCGCUGCCGACGCAGGGCGCGACGCUGGCGUGGACGUACGACGCGCGCAACGCGACGCUGGACGCGGCGUUCACGGGCUCCUUCAUCUCGCCGUCGGGAUGGGUGGCCUGGGGCGUCAACAAGGACGCGCCGGCGAUGACCGGCGCGCGCGUGCUCGCCGCGUUCUCCGACCCCUCCACGGGCGCGCUCCUCGCGCUCCCGUUCCUCCUCUCCCCCGACGUCAAGCUCCAGGCGUCGCCGCUCGUGUCCCGCCCGCUGGACAUCCCGCUGCUCGCCUCCUCGGCCUCCCUCGUCGACCCCGCCCGCACCGUCCGCGACGGCGCGACGGUGACCAUCGCCGCCACCAUCCGCCUCUCCCCGAACCGCACCAAGCUCCACUUCGUGUGGAACCGCGGGCUCUACGUGCAGGGCUACUCGCCGACCAUCCACCCCACCGACGCCUCCGACCUCGCGUCGCACGCCACCGUCGACAUCCUGACGACGGCCACGGAGGCGUCGCCGACGGCGUCCGCCACGCUGCAGUGGACGCACGGGUCACUGAACGCCCUGUCGUGGGGCUUCCUCCUCCCCGUCGGCGCGGCGGUGGCGCGGUACCUGCGGCCGUGCGCGUCGACCGGGCCGGCGUGGUUCUACGCGCACGCGGCGAUACAGGCGACGGGGUACGCCCUGGGCGCGGCCGGGUUCGCGCUGGGGCUGGUGAUGGGGUCGGCGUCGCCGGGGGUGACGUACAAGCUGCACCGCGGGCUGGGCAUCGCGGCGGCGACGGCGGGGAGCCUGCAGACGCUGGCGAUGCUGUUCCGGCCGAAGACGACGAACCGGUACCGCAAGUACUGGAAGUCGUACCACCACCUGGUUGGGUACGGGUGCGUGGUGGUCGGGGUGGUGAACGUGUUCCAGGGGUUCGAGGUGAUGGGGCUCGGCGCGUCCUACUGGAAGCUGGGCUACUGCAUGGCGCUGGCCACGCUGGCCGGCGGCUGCGUGGCGCUGGAGGUGAACGCCUGGGUCGUCUUCUGCAGGAGGCAGCAGGAGGAGAAGCUCAUGAGGAGGGAGGUCGAGGACGUCGUCGUCAAGGACAGGGCAGCUGCCUUCUAGCCAAGCCGGGGGCUCUACUCUCGGUGUCGCGGGGCCAUCCAUGCAUACAGUUUGUGGUUGACUGCUGACGUGGCUGGGGUUGACAUCCAUGACAGCAAUCAACGUGAUCAAGAUGCAGCACACGCUGACGCGAGCUAAUCUAAUCGGGCACGUUCGCUGGCAAGCUAAUAGUAGUAAGGCAAAUGGGGUUGAAGACUUGAAGGCGUGAUUAGUUUUUUUGUCUGAUGAUGGUGAGCGUGCACCAGUUCGAUACUAGUGUAUUCCUGUGGUAUUGCCAAAGGAAAUGUUCUUUUUUGUGUCUUCAUUAUUUCUGUAUAAGUACACGCACAUAUAGGAGAUAUUCAUGUACAAGUUGCUUCAAUCUCAAGUUCCAAAGAAGUUGCUUCCAUUGAGUA
Messenger RNA from Oryza sativa Japonica Group (Japanese rice), 2020 nucleotides. RefSeq names its product cytochrome b561 and DOMON domain-containing protein At2g04850. Lineage: Eukaryota; Viridiplantae; Streptophyta; Magnoliopsida; Poales; Poaceae. The record is from RefSeq and is a predicted model, not a curated record.